CCCAAGAAGAAACGCUCAUUUCUCAAUAUCCCUCGCUCCAACUCCCAAUCCAACGAGGAGCAGACCCCAACCGGCACUGGACUCAGUGGCGCAACCGUGGCGGACUCGGAGAGCAUCGGUCGAGGCUCGAAGCGGAGCUUUUUGGGCAAGCGCCGGGCGGGGAGCACAGCGAGCAGUAAGCGGUCGCAGCAUGCCGCAACGUCGGAGAAGGCCGAGCCACCUCCACCAGUCCCGGCUGUAAUGGACGGCCGCGAAGGUUCGACACGGAGCAAGGCGAAGAAAUCCGGAGGGCUAUUGUCGUGUUUGCCAUGCUUUGCACCCAAGGAUGCCACUCCGGCUGGAGAAACCACGGAAAACGUCAAGAAAGUGGAAAAGGUCCAGCCCGCACGCAACUCGCAGCCUGUCCACAAGGCCGACCCAACGGCAGAGUCAAGUACUGCAGACUCCAAGGAGCCGCUGGAUGAAAAGAGUGCUGGUGAGACGAUGGCUGCUGAUCGUGAGGGGAUAUACGGUGAUGGUACGGCCGACACGCCAUCCCAACACGGUCCUCCCAAGAUUGUGACAAGAAGCUCGUCUAAGAAGCAAGCAGAUACGCCACUUCCUCCGCUACCAAACCAGCCCGGUACUUUGCAGACUGGACCGCAGAUCAGUGUCCAAGGCCCUACUCCUGGGACGACACCUGUGCACCCGAGACCUUCCCAUGAGCAACAGCAGAUAAUACAUGAUCGGACCGAUGCGCAGGAGGAGAAGGACCAGGACAUUGAGAUGAACGAUGUGCCUCUCGCGUCAACCGAUGUACGGCACGAAGGUGAUGACGCUUCUACGGAUGCCCAGAACGAGAUUCCGCCCAAGGUUGACCUUCCUCCGCCCCCACCGCUCGAGCAACGGCAGAUUGCCGUUCGUGAUCAGACCUCGGACACCAGCAUGUCUGAACCUCAACAAAAAUACCUUUUGGGUCCCAUAAGACCAGAGUUCAAGGGAAAAAAAUGCCUCGUGCUAGACUUGGACGAAACCUUGGUUCACAGCAGCUUCAAGAUUCUAGCGCAGGCCGACUUCACCAUACCUGUAGAGAUUGAGGGACAGUAUCACAACGUAUACGUGAUCAAGCGACCUGGCGUUGACCAAUUCAUGAAGAGGGUCGGCGAGUUGUACGAGGUUGUGGUCUUCACUGCUUCCGUAUCGAAGUACGGUGACCCUUUGCUUGACAUCCUCGACAUUCACGGUGUUGUUCACCACCGCCUGUUCCGUGAGAGCUGUUACAACCACCAAGGCAACUAUGUCAAGGACCUCUCCCAGAUCGGUCGCGACCUCAAGGACACUAUCAUCAUCGAUAACUCGCCCACGUCUUAUAUUUUCCACCCGCAACACGCGGUCCCGAUCAGCAGCUGGUUUUCUGAUGCUCACGACAACGAACUUCUGGAUCUGAUACCCGUGCUGGAGGACCUUGCCGGUGCCCAGGUUAGCGACGUUAGCUUGGUGCUUGAUGUUGCGUUGUAG
Messenger RNA from Paraphaeosphaeria sporulosa, 1497 nucleotides. Its product is annotated as NIF-domain-containing protein. Gene Ontology annotation, molecular function: phosphoprotein phosphatase activity. Lineage: Eukaryota; Fungi; Ascomycota; Dothideomycetes; Pleosporales; Didymosphaeriaceae. The record is from RefSeq and is a predicted model, not a curated record. Gene Ontology annotation, cellular component: plasma membrane. The transcript is spliced from 4 exons. The annotation marks the transcript as partial.